Messenger RNA from Eimeria mitis, 3483 nucleotides. RefSeq lists its product as uncharacterized. The record is from RefSeq and is a predicted model, not a curated record. Lineage: Eukaryota; Apicomplexa; Conoidasida; Eucoccidiorida; Eimeriidae.
AUGCUGCAGCAGCGCGGGGCCUCAGCUGUCUCCUGUCUCCUUUCUCUUCUCUUUUUUUUCUUUCUUCUCUCUGCCGUCUCCUGCUGGGGAUCCGAUCCCCAACACCCCACACCGCAUAGCAACACACAGCAGCAGCAGCAGCAGCAGCAGCAGCAGCAGCAGAAACUGCAGCAGCAGCAACUGCAGAAAAGGGAACAACAGCCGCAGCCAAAGCAGCAGCAGCAAGCAGCAGCAAAGGCAGCAGCAGCACAGACUGCAGCGCCAACACAAAAUGAACAAGUUGCUGCUACAGAAACUUUAGCUGCUGCUGCUGCUGCAGCAAGACCCGAUGAUUCAGCAGCAGCAGCAGCAGCAGCAGCAGCAGCAGCAACAGAAACAGGUACAACAGCAGCAGCAGCAUCCCCGCAGGAGACAAAGUCAGCUGCAGCAAGAGCACCAGGGCCCUCAGCAGCAGAAGUUGCUGCUGCUGCAGCAGCAGCUGCUGCUUCUAUAUCAGCAGCGUUGAAGCGCCCACCUGCUGCAGCCGAAGCAGCAGGACAACCGCAUGCAGCAGCAGCAGCAGCUGUUGCUGCAGCAGCAGCAGCAGCAGCAGCAGCAGCAACACCAGCAGGGGUCGCUACAAGCAAGGAGACAAAAACUAAGGGGGAGACGGCAGGGGCACGAAAGGGGUCGCUACAAGCAAGGAGACAAAAACUAAGGGGGAGACGGCAGGGGGCCCCGCUGCAGCUGCGUCUGAAUCUGCAGCAGCUGCAGCAGCAGCAGCAGCAGAAGCAGAAGCAGCAGCAGCAGCAGCAGCAGCAGCAGCACGAUGACAAGGAUGCAUUACUUGAUCCCGCUGGACGAGAUGAAGAGCUGCUGCUGCUGGCUCGGCAGCAGCAGCAGCAGCAGCAGCUAUUGCUGCAGCAGCAACUGCAGCAGCAGCUGCUGCUGCAGCGACAGCAGCAGCACGGCCCCUGGGUAUAUGGCGUAUCCGGCAGCUGCAGCAGCAAACGUUUAGUAUGGGGUGAAGCUUCUGCAGCAGCAGCAACAGCAGCAACAGCAGCAACAGCAGCAGGAGCAGCAGCAGGAGGACCAAGCCUAUCACCAUCAUCAGCAUCAUCAGCAGCAGCAGCAGCAGCAGCAGGAGGUCGUGGUGUAAGCAGCUUGCUGCUGCUGGAGCAGCAGCAAGACACAGAGACAGAAGAAGAAGCAAAAAGCAGCUGUCUCCUCGCAGCAAAAGGAGACACCAUGAUGCACAGAACCGAUCCCCUGGGGAGGAGGGGACCCCACAGUCUCCGUCUCCUCGCCUGCCAGACUGCAACACUCAGAGAUGGAGGCAAGCUACUGCUGCUGCUGCUGCUCCUGCUGCUGCUGCUGCUGCUGCUGCUGCUGCUGCUGCUGCGGGUGGUGGUGGUGGUGAUGGUGGUGGUGGUUGUUGUUGUAGUGGUGGUGGUGGUAGUGGUGGUGCUGCUGCUGGUGGUGAAGUGCGGAAAGGGGCGGCUGGGUGAGGUACACCACGGCAGCUGGCGGGGCCUCCAGCGGUGGGCCGAGGGUCAGGGCCUCUCGGUGGGGGAGGCGAUCAGACGCUAUCACCAGCAAACGUACCGGCCUAGUGGGGUGACGGUGGCUGUGCUAGACCCUCGGCCUCUUGCUGCUAUCGAAGCAGCAGUGGGCCCCGCGCUGCAGUAUUUGCUGCUGGAUCCAGCAGCAGCAGUCUUGCUGCUAUCGAAGCAGCAGUGGGCCCCGCGCUGCAGUAUUUGCUGCUGGAUCCAGCAGCAGCAGCAGCAGCAGCAGCAGCAGCAGACGGAGCUAGCCUGCUGCAGCAGAGCGUUGAUAGAAAACCCCCCUGGUGCGUGGUUCCGCCGCGAGCAGCAGCAGCUUGCAGCCUAUCGCCAUAUCUUCUUCUUUCCCCAGGAUAUACUACAAGCUGCUGCUGAUGUUGCUACAGAUGCUGCGCAUGGUUCUUCUUUGGGUAUAUCUGGUGAUGCUUCGCUUGCUGCUGCUGCUGCAGUAUCUGUUGAGCUGCUGCAGCAUCUGUCUCCGUUGCUGCUGCACCUCGUGCUGCAGUCUCCUUCUAUAGAUCAUCUUUGUUCUUCUUUACAACCCCAAACCCUAGCUCGAUGGGGGGGCCAGCUGCUGCAGCAGCAGCAGCAGCAGCACCAGCAGCAGCAGCGGCAGCAGCGACAGCAGCGGCAGCAGCGGCGGCAGCAGCGGCAGCAGCAGCAGCAGCAGCAGCAGGAUGUAUUGCUGCAGCAGCUGCUGCAGAGAUGGAUAAAUGCAUUCAAAAGGAGACAGGAGGCGCUGCUGCUGCUGCUGGCGCGUUGGGGGUUGUCUCCUCCCAGGCCCAAUCGUUUUGCUGCUUGGAGCAGCAGCAGCAGCAGCAGCAGCAGCAGCAGCAGCAAGCAGCAGCUACAGCUGCGUUGGGUGGAGGAGGCAGCAGCAGCACCACUCAGCAGCAGCAGCAGCAGCAGCAGCAGCAGCAGUAUGAAUAUGGGUAUGAGCAGCAGCAUUUGGAGCAGCAGCAUGGGUAUAAGCAGCAGCAUCAGCAGCAUGAGCAGCAACAGCAGCAGCAGCAGCAGCAGCAGCAGCAGCAGCAGCAGCAACUUUGCUUCAGCACCCAACUCUCCUCUCCCCUGUGCUAGCCCCCGCAUACUAACUGAGUUUCCUUUAUCUUCUUUUGAGGCCUUGGGUAUCCCUGGGCGCCCGCAGCUGCAUAUACACCCCGACAGCAGCAGCAGCAGCAGCAGCAGCAGCAGCAGCAGCAGCAGCAGCAGCAGCAGUGGUGGUGGUGGUGGUGGUUUUGGUGGGUUUGGUAGUGGUAGUAAUCCGAUGAUGAUGGGCGCUAUACUGAACAGAAACAGCAGCAGCAGCAGCAGCAGCAACAGCAGCAGCAGCAGCAGCAGCAGCAGCAACAGCAGCAGCAACAGCAGCAGCAGCAGCAGCAGCAGCAGCAACAUGAGUAGGAGGAAUAGAGAGGAGCUACAAAGCCUAUCAUUAUCAUCAGCAGCAGCAGCAGCAGCAGCACAGCAGCAACACAAGCUGCUGCGGUUCCCCCCACACCAUCCAUGCUAUAAAAAGUGUGACGUCUGGAUACGACAAGCCAACGACCCCAACGACCCCCGUGCUGCAGUGUCUAUACACCUCAGCUGCUGGGUGGGGCAGCAACUCAUACCCAGAGAAGAAGCAGCAGCAGAAGUUUUUCUCUCUCUUAUGCAGCAGCAAACUGCAGGAGUGAUAGAGGAGGCUCUGCAUGCAGGCGUUGCUGCUGCUUCUUCUUUUGGUUCUUUUGCUGCUGAGAGCCACGACAGCUCAGUACGGCGGGGAGAUACAGUGGUGUUGUCUGUCUCUGGCCCGCUGCUGGGGCUGCAGCGCGUGCUGCAUGCGUUGCUGCUGCCUCUUGCCCCUCCUCCUGCUGCUGCUGUUGCUGCUGCUGCUGCUGCUGCUGCAAGAGGAGGAGGGGGAAAGGGAGGGACAGGGGAACGUAACAGAAGAGGCAGCAGUUAG